Molecule: messenger RNA, 717 nt
Organism: Gongylonema pulchrum
Lineage: Eukaryota; Metazoa; Nematoda; Chromadorea; Rhabditida; Gongylonematidae
Source: the annotation of a GenBank genome assembly
AUGAUCAAGAAAUGUAUCACAUACGAGGGUGAAUUACUACCCUUUCAUCAAUUUGACAUGGAUGUUGGCUAUGAUACGGGUCUGGAUCGUGUUUUUGUUAUUUGGCCAAUAACAGUUUGUCAUGAAAUUGACGAAAACAGCCCGCUGUAUGAAGUAAGCAGAGAAAGUCUGAGCACAGCGCGAUUCGAGAUUAUUGCUAUUCUGGAAGGUGUUGUGGAAUCAGUGGGCUCCACGACGCAAGCACGAACCAGUUAUCUGCCAAAUGAAAUCUUGUGGGGAAAACGAUUUGAAAAACUGGUGACUUAUCAACGCGAGAACGGCGAGUAUAGAAUUGAUUUUGGAAAAUUUCAUAAUGUUUAUGAUGUGGAUACACCAUCUUGCUCGGCAAAAGAGCUUGACAAAAUGCGGGAUCUUGGCCUGAAACCGGAGAAUGCUUACCAGAUUGUGCCAGAUCUGAGUAAUUCAACAGCAAGUUCUCCAGUUGUUGCAAUUCAUCCAAAAGGCUCUAGCCCGCGACUGUCGUUUUUGUCCAGUACGAGGGAUAAUGGUAUAAUUCAUCACUCAGUCAAGGUGGAAACUGACGAUGAGGACAACGAUCAAACAAUCCAUGUGGAUGUUGGUUUAAGGCAUAAGCGGUCGCUGCUGAUGCGCGCUCAGAGUCCCGAUUUUGCGGCUCGUCAUAAGCAGUCAAUCAGACGAGGCCCAGACCUAUUUUAG